Molecule: messenger RNA, 817 nt
Organism: Olea europaea var. sylvestris
Lineage: Eukaryota; Viridiplantae; Streptophyta; Magnoliopsida; Lamiales; Oleaceae
Product: peroxiredoxin-2-like
Exons: 3
Coding region: 157-645 (162 amino acids)
Biological process (GO): cellular response to oxidative stress; hydrogen peroxide catabolic process; cell redox homeostasis
Cellular component (GO): cytoplasm
Molecular function (GO): thioredoxin peroxidase activity
Source: RefSeq, a predicted model, not a curated record
GAAGAAGCCGGCUGGCGGACGCCAAAUUGUUUCUUUGAAUGGAAUUCAUAGCUCAUUUCACGUCCACAACUGAAACCCCUAAAUAUACUCCUGUAGUGCUGGCUCAGUAUCAUAUCUCAUCGGAAAUCAUCGUUGUUUUGCUGAAUUUUACCGUCAAUGGCUCCGAUAGCAGUUGGUGACUCAAUUCCCGAUGGAACCCUAGCUUAUUUCGACGAGCAGGAUCAACUUCAGAGCGUUUCAAUUCACUCCCUUGCCGCCGGUAAAAAGGUCAUACUCUUUGCCGUUCCAGGUGCUUUCACUCCCACUUGCAGCAUGAAGCAUGUGCCUGGAUUCAUUGACAGGGCUGACGAGUUGAAGUCAAAGGGAGUUGAUGAAAUCUUGUGCAUCAGUGUGAACGACCCAUUUGUGAUGAAGGCAUGGGCUAAGACUUACCCUGACAAUAAGCACGUAAAGUUUCUAGCUGAUGGCUCUGCAAGUUACACUAAGGCACUUGGUCUCGAGCUUGACCUCUCGGAAAAAGGUCUUGGCACUCGGUCUAGGAGGUUUGCCCUCCUGGUUGAGGACUUGAAGGUGAAAGUUGCUAAUGUUGAAGCUGGUGGAGAGUUCACCGUUUCAAGCGCCGAAGAAAUCUUGAAAGCGCUGUAGUUUCCCCUCUCCCCUAUGCGUCGAACUUCUAUACUGCUUCCUUUUACUUUCUAUUAUCUAUCCUAGUUUGUCUCCUUUACUCUUUUUAAGGAUUUGAGCUUUUUCGACUGAAGUGAUACUGGUUAUGCAUGUUUAAUGAAAAUAAAAGAGCUGUUUCUUCGUUUCCAAAGUU